GUUAUCCAGUGAUUAAACUAUUUAUGUUAGACUUCCGGCUUCGAGUGUUUAGGAUGCGUGCUGUUCCGUCAUUGUUCCUAGAUAACUGUAAUUACGCGAAUUUGCUUAGUUUACAGCAAACAUUCCGAGACAUAACAGUGAUUAAUUGAAACGCAAACGAGUGCUGGUGCCCGAGGAGAUUUAUGUCUGCAAAUUCACAUAUAGAAUUAAUCACGUUCGAACCCUGUAUCCCAAAGUAGUUGGAGCAAUGAAUUUAAGUGCGUGACAGACGGUGACAAAAACUGCGACAUUGGAGAUCUUGGCAUUUGCGUAACAGAGCUCAUUCGUUAAUCAUUCUACGAAUUGGGAAAUAUGUCUGUCAUAUUACAAUGGCUCGAUCAUGGCUAGGAUGUUUAUUCGGUGUUUUAAUACUAUCCACAAUUUUUUACCUGUAUUUACUAUUGAACGUUCCUUCUGCCGAUAUCAAUUCCUUCAAACUUAACAAUAAAUUGAGCUCGCCCAUGGACGUAGAGAAAGAAAGUCCACGCGUGGAAAAGCUGCACUUAGAAAAUAAUCAUAACGAGGUAAAAUGCGAGACUAUACACAUUGCGAUGGUAUGCGCUGGAUACAAUUCAACGUUUGCUCUGGUGACAGUGGUAAAAUCCGUUUUAUUCUACCGCACUAAACCUUUGCACUUUCACUUGCUUGUUGAUGAAGUUGCAAACAGGACCUUGACAACAGUAUUUCAAACGUGGGAUUUACCAUACGUGAAUUUAACGUAUUACAAAGCAGAAAAAUGGGUGCCAAAGGUGUCCUGGAUACCGAACAAACAUUACUCGGGCGUUUACGGUCUCUUGAAAUUAAUUCUGCCGGAUGCGAUGCGGGAGGAUAAAGUGCUGGUAUUCGACACGGAUGUGACCGUGUUAAACGAUGUUAGUUUGCUCUGGCAGAUGUUCGAGAAGUUCACGAGCGAUCAGGCCCUAGGGCUGACGGAAAAUCAGAGUCAUUGGUACAUAAAGGCAUUGUCUUACGGUCAGCGACCAUGGCCAGCUCUGGGGCGAGGCUUUAACACUGGCGUGAUGCUAAUGCACUUGCAACAACUCCGUAAGAGGAAAUUUAUGAGCCUGUGGGAAACUGUUGCGAAGCGUGUUCUGGUCCAUAUACCGGAAACUAGUUUAGCCGAUCAGGAUAUAAUAAAUGCUGUUGUCAAAGAGCAUUCAUCUAUAGUAUAUAAAAUACAGUGCACAUGGAAUAUUCAGUUAAGCGAUCACACGAUUAGCGAUAUCUGUUAUCGCGACACUAGUCAAAUAAACAUCGUACAUUGGAAUUCCCCUCGCAAGCAAGAUGUAUAUAAUAAGCACAUUAACCAAUUUCGUAAGUUGCAUAAAGUCUUCCUUGAAAUGGACGGAAACUUAUUACGUAAACGCUUAUUUGGUUGUGAUAAACACGAAACUGUAUCGCAAUACAACGAAUCGACUCUGUGUCGAGAGUUUACAAGAGGCGCAACCACGUUGUAUCGUACUCAUCCUUUUCUCCUUGAAUAUGAGUACAAUGUAUAUGCUUCAACAGACAUUGCUCUAGCAACUCAGUGUAGCGUGGAAAGGAUACCGUUACUAGAAGACCUAUCGAAACAUUGGCCCGGUACCAUAAGCGUUGCUCUAUACCUUACGGACGCUGAGGUGCAGAAUUUCCUCGAGUUCGUGCGCGGCUCCAUCGAGCUGAGAAACAGGAAGAACAUUGCAUACCAUGUCGUGUAUAAGGAUGGGGAACUCUAUCCCAUUAAUUAUUUGCGAAAUACUGCGAUGUCGUAUAUAUCGACACCGUUUAUCUUCCAAUUGGACGUCGACUUUUUGCCGCAGUACGGAUUACACGAAUCCCUUAUGAACUAUAUCAUUAAACUGAAUAUCAGCGAGUCGGACAAAGUAGCUUUGAUCGUUCCGGCGUUUGAGACCGAGCGUUAUAGGUUUAUCUUUCCUGCUAACAAGGAUGAACUUUUGAAGUUCUUGAAGCGUGGCGUUCUAUACACUUUUCGUUACCAUGUUUGGACUCAGGGGCACGCUGCCACAAAUUACAGUUAUUGGAGGAAUACGAUGGAACCAUACGAAGUUUCUUGGGAACCAGAUUUCGAACCCUACAUCGUGGUCUCAAGAAAGGCGCCUCGAUACGAUACCAGAUUCAUCGGUUUUGGAUGGAACAAGGUAUCCUACCUAACACACUUGACGGUAUUGGAUUACAAGUACAUUGUCUUGCCGGAUACAUUCAUUAUCCAUCGGCCUCACGCCCCUAGUCUCGACAUCGGCAAGUUCAGAACUGACUCUAUUUAUAGAAGAUGCCUAAAAAAGUUGAAGGACGAAUUCGUUGAAGAAUUAGUGAAGAAAUAUGGCAUGCAGACGUUGUUGAAGUUAAAGAAAAUGACCAAAGAAGAGAGAAUAUUAAAGUCUGUUGAAACCAAAAAGUAAUUAAUUAUAUUUGUAAUGACAAUAGAGAUUACAAAAACGCAAAUAUUAUAGCUAUUUUCUCAAUAAAAAGAUAUCAAAAAAGAUGA
Molecule: messenger RNA, 2524 nt
Organism: Bombus huntii
Lineage: Eukaryota; Metazoa; Arthropoda; Insecta; Hymenoptera; Apidae
Product: xylosyl- and glucuronyltransferase LARGE1-like
Exons: 12
Coding region: 369-2438 (689 amino acids)
Biological process (GO): protein O-linked glycosylation via mannose
Molecular function (GO): xylosyltransferase activity; glucuronosyltransferase activity
Source: RefSeq, a predicted model, not a curated record